Molecule: messenger RNA, 3233 nt
Organism: Chenopodium quinoa (quinoa)
Lineage: Eukaryota; Viridiplantae; Streptophyta; Magnoliopsida; Caryophyllales; Amaranthaceae
Product: probable leucine-rich repeat receptor-like protein kinase At5g49770
Exons: 19
Coding region: 213-3038 (941 amino acids)
Biological process (GO): protein phosphorylation
Molecular function (GO): protein binding; protein kinase activity; ATP binding
Source: RefSeq, a predicted model, not a curated record
CUCAGCCCAACUUUAUCUACAAAACUUGUGUCACUUAACUUCAGCUUGGCAAGUUGAGUUCAGUUGCUCUCUUGCUCAUUUAUGGUGAAUGAAUAUUAUUGGGUUUUUAUUGCAGCAAUCAGUUGUUAGAAAUUGACUAGAGCUUUUUUUUAUUUUUGUAAAGUUUCUAAAGAUAGGUUUUCAUUGCAAUUUGUUGUUCUAAUCUUUUAGAAAUGAGAAUUCUUGGUAGUGGAAUGAGAAUAGUCCUAUUUGUAGCAUUCAUUUGCAGUCAUGUUUUUGGUACAUUAGCACAGACCAAUUUCCAAGAUGCUGCUGUUUUGAAGGCCCUCACAACUGGCUGGGAGAAUUUACCGCAGAGCUGGAAUGGUGAAGACCCUUGUGGCAGAAGAUGGGAAGGAGUUAUCUGCAGCAAUUCCCGUAUAAUUUCAAUAAAAUUAGCAAGUAUGGGUUUGACGGGUCAGCUCACUGGAGAUUUGACAUCUUUGUCUCAACUGCAGAUUCUCGAUCUAUCCUACAAUGAAGGGCUUAUUGGUUCUCUUCCAUACAAUAUCGGAGAUCUGUCAAAUCUUAAUACCUUAAUCCUUUUUGGUUGUGGCUUUUCCGGAAGAAUUCCUGAUUCAGUGGGAUCGCUCAAGAAACUUGUCUAUUUAUCUCUAAAUUCUAACCAAUUUACUGGAGAAUUACCAGCUUCUAUUGGUAAUUUGAAACACUUAUAUUGGUUAGAUAUGUCUGAUAAUCAGCUCACUGGAAGCAUUCCUGUUUCUGAUGGAAGCAAACCUGGGCUCGAUAUGCUAGUUCAUACAAAGCACUUCCACUUUGGAAAGAAUCGAUUCUCUGGAGAAAUCCCGCGUAAUCUUUUUAAUUCUGACAUGAAACUGAUACAUGUGCUUUUUGACAACAAUAACCUCACAGGAAGCAUUCCUGAAUCAUUAGGUCUUGUCCAGUCGUUGGAGGCAGUUCGCUUUGACAGGAAUUUAUUGAGUGGCGAUCUUCCACCCAAUCUCAACAACCUUACUCGAGUCACCGAGCUGGAUUUGUCUCAAAAUGCGCUAACUGGUCCUGUGCCCAAUCUUACAGGCAUGGACACCCUUAUCUCCGUGGAUCUGAGCAACAAUAGUUUUGCAGCUGCAACAGUUCCAAAUUGGUUUUUAUCCCUAAAGUCCCUGAGAACAGUAAAAAUGGAACGAACAGGACUGGAAGGGCUGCUUCCACCCGAAUUCUUAAGUGACCCUCUGCAAACUGUCAUCUUGAAGAACAAUCGGCUUAGUGGGACUAUAGAUUUUGGUAGUAGCUCUAACCAGUUACUGGAUCUCAUUGAUCUACAAAACAAUUCCAUCAGUAACGUCACAUUGAAGCCUGGAUCUAAAUAUACAAUUAUGCUUUCUGGUAAUCCAAUUUGUCAGAAAAGUUUGGUAGAAUCAACUUACUGCAACAAACAGGAAAUUGGUUCUUCGUACAGAACACCAAUAUUUUGUGUUCCUCCCAAAUGUCCAUCUGUCCAAAUGUUUAGCCCCACUUGCAAAUGUGCAUAUCCCUACACUGGACAAUUUGUCCUUAGAGCCCCUUCUUUCUCAGCCUUCGGAAAUGAUAGUUACUUCACAACUCUCCAGCGUUCCCUUUUGCAGUUUUUUGUUAAUAACUCACUUCCCGUGGAAUCUGUGUCACUAAUUAAUCCAACUAUGGAUUCAUUGGGUUACCUUACCAUGCAGCUGGCAUUCUUCCCAGCUAAGCAAGAUCGUUUCAAUAGAACAGCAGUGUCUUCACUUGCGUUUGCACUCAGCUAUCAGACUUUCGCACCACCUAAGGAUUUUAAACCCUAUGUUUUUCUUGCAGACAAUUACUUCCCAUUUGAAGGAAUAAAAAAAAAUCCAUCUCAUAUAGGAGCAAUUGCUGGUGCUAUUAUAGGAGUUUCAAUUCUACUGUUGCUACUAAUUAGUGCUGCAGGCUAUGCGUUUUAUCAAAAGAAGAAAUUAGAGAAGGCUAAGCAGCAGGCCAAUCCAUUUGUGUCGUGGGACUCACAUGGAACUAGCGGUGAUGUUCCCAAUUUAAAAGGAGCCAGGUUUUUCACUUUUGAAGAACUUCAGAAAUGUACCAACAAUUUUUCUGAAGUCAACAACGUUGGUUCUGGAGGCUAUGGGAAGGUUUACAGGGGAGUUCUUACUGAUGGGCAGAUUGUUGCUAUUAAAAGAUCUCAGCAAGGAUCGAUGCAGGGUAGUCGAGAGUUUAAAAAUGAGAUUGAGCUUUUAUCAAGGGUCCAUCAUAAAAAUCUUGUGAAACUCAUAGGAUUUUGCUUUGAUCAUGGAGAACAGAUGCUGGUCUAUGAAUUCAUUCCUAAUGGUACACUAUCUGAUAGUCUUUCAGGGAAAUCUGGGAUACAGUUGGACUGGAUAAGACGACUGAAAAUAGCCCUUGGCUCGGCCCGAGGUUUGCAGUAUCUGCAUGAGCUUGCUGAUCCACCAAUCAUACACAGGGAUAUAAAGUCAACUAACAUCUUGCUUGAUGAGCGUCUAAACGCCAAAGUUGCUGACUUUGGCCUUUCCAGGCUGUUUGGUGACUCUGAAAAGGGUUAUGUUACUACUCAAGUCAAAGGAACAAUGGGAUACCUCGAUCCUGAAUAUUUCAUGACCAAUCAGUUAACUGAUAAAAGUGAUAUAUUUGGUUUUGGUGUGGUUUUACUGGAAAUGCUCACUGCCAGCAAACCAAUACAACAAGGCAGAUUCAUUGUGAAAGUGAUAAAAGAAACAGUAGACAAGACAAAAGAUUUAUAUAACCUUGGUGAAGUAAUGGACCCUGUGCUUCUUUCAUCUUCAACAACGCUAGUUGGACUUGAAAAGUUUGUGGAUUUGACAUUGAAGUGUGUUGAAGAAUUUGGAGUUGAUAGGCCUUCGACAGGUGAAGUGGUGAAAGAACUCGAGAUCAUUAUGCAGUUAGCAGGUAUGAAUCCAGAUUCAGAAUCUACGACAACCUCACAGAGUUAUGAAGGUUCAUCAACUGCAAAGAGUUUCAGCCAUCCCUAUUCUGAUGAUUCACUUGUUUGAUAUAGUUAACGUGUUCAAAUUUACCAAGACUUUUUUUAAAGAUCUUAAUCUUGCAAAUUUGUAUAUCAUAUGAACAACUACGUUUAUAAUGUAUCCUUUGUGUAAAGGUGAAAACUUUGUUGAUGUGAGUUAACCACAAAUUAUAAAUCACGGAAUGAGGUUUUUUAAUUUCUUUAAAUGUAAUUGUUGUUGAAA